Molecule: messenger RNA, 261 nt
Organism: Acanthoscelides obtectus
Lineage: Eukaryota; Metazoa; Arthropoda; Insecta; Coleoptera; Chrysomelidae
Source: the annotation of a GenBank genome assembly
AUGGCGCGAUUGGUUGCUUUGAAAAUUGCCGAUUUAAAGAGAGAGCUGGAGGAAAGAGAGUGCGACACGGCUGGAAAGAAAGCAGAAUUGCAGGAGCGGCUUCGGCAAGCACUGAUUGAGGAAGGUGAGGACCCGGAUAUUUUCAUUUUUACCGGGGGAUAUUGGUUUAAUGCUGCAAAACCUUUCGACCAAGUUAGGAAACAAGUUAGUGGAAAAUUGUGCCAACCUAGAAGGAGUUACACGAAAGUACAACCAAAUUAG